AUGACUUUUGUGGUAUACACACCACAAUUGAGUGAAGAACAGACUUCACAACUAAACAUUGGUUCCUUCUUGCUAAUGAACCUGAUAUUAACUCCUAAACAAUCCCAAAUACCUCACCAAGAACAUACACCUGGUUCAGUAGCAAGAAGGAACCAAUGUUUGAUUAUGGAGUCUGUUCUUCACUUAAUUGUGGACCGCCAUAAAUACCUUAAGUCUCAUUCGAGUCUGACAGUAUAUGAUGUAUGGAAAGCUUGUGAUAUUACCCUGCCAUCGUGGAUGCCCGAGCCACCGACCAAUCCAUCCUCCACCCUUCCUGCUAUUUAUAUUCAUAAACUCCCACGUUUGGUCCCAAACUACAGGUCCGCAUCAUGUCUUAGAUAA
Molecule: messenger RNA, 381 nt
Organism: Phycomyces blakesleeanus NRRL 1555(-)
Lineage: Eukaryota; Fungi; Mucoromycota; Mucoromycetes; Mucorales; Phycomycetaceae
Exons: 3
Coding region: 1-381 (126 amino acids)
Source: RefSeq, a predicted model, not a curated record